UGAACUAGGUUGAAGAUUAACUCUGGUUUUUACAUUUUCUUUGCCCCCCUGCGUCAUGUAAAGAUGUAUUAUUCCAAGAUGGCUGCGUCCAUGUUGCAGCGGUGUGUUCUCUUUGGACGAGCUUCUGCAAAAUGUAAAACUCUGGCUUUUACAGUACGACGAUGCCUUCUCUCUGCAUCGUAUUUGGAUGCGAAGAUAUGGGAACAGAGAAAGGAAGACCCACACAAUCUGGCUCAAUUGGCUUCCCUAAUGGACAGGACCUACGAAAGAAAGCUUCCUGUCAGCUCUCUGACAGUUUCUCGGUUCAUCGACAAUGUAUCAUCAAAGGAAGAAGUGGGCCAGGCAGAAUAUUAUCUUUACAAAUUCCGCCACAGCCCUAACUGCUGGUACCUGCGAGACUGGACCGUCCACAGCUGGUUCCGGAAGUGUCUGAAGCACGGGACGCGUGACAGGGCCCUGCACACCCUGAAAAACAAGGUGCAGUAUGGAGUGUUCCCAGAUGACUUGACCUUUAAUCUACUAAUAGAUUCCUUCGUAAAGGAUGAAGAUUAUAAGGGUGCCUGCGCGGUUGUGGAAGAGGUAAUGCUGCAGGAAGCGUUUGAUCUGCCCUCCACACAGAUCGUAUCGCUCUACGCUCUGGCCAAGUACUUGGCAACCAAACCUGAACUCAGUUGGCAGGAGGAGAGGAGCUUGGGAGCGGCCCUUCUCAUCGCGGGGCUGAAACAGGAGAACUCAGCGGGGAGGAGCGCCCAGCUCCUGGGCUGCGCUCUGCUGGGUAAAGUGGAGAUGUCCCGGGGCAUUCACGCCGUCUACCACCAGAUGCCCCUCAUCUGGACCCCUGGCUAUCUCCGCAGAGCCCUAGAUGUCAUGGAGAGUGUGUGCUCUGGGCCAGAGGGAGUCCAGCUCUCCAAAGAAGCGCUGGACUGUCUGGAGGGCGUGUUACGGGACCCCGGCCCCGUGUCUGAGGUCGACGCCGCCAAGGGCGACGAGGACGCGCAAGGCGCGCAGGGCACCGCGACGGAUGAGGAAGACCAGCUGGAGAGGGAGAAACUCCCGGAGUACGCCACGAGGUUCCAGGACCUCAGCAGCAAGCUGCAGUCUCUGGGCAGGGUCGACCCUGGAGGUCUCCUGGCGCUGGUCUCCGCCCUGGCCCAGGCGGAGCUGGCCGCGGCCGAAGCAGCGGACGGCGAGCUGUACGCACGGAAGGUGGAGGAGUGGGAACAGGAGCGCCAGAGUCUGAUCCAGAGGGAGAGGGAACUGAGAGAGAGGGCGCAGCAGGAGUAUCAGGCCAGACAGGCCGCCAAAGCCUCGGCCUAGUCCUGCGCCCUUGCGUGUGAGCGCCCAGAGGCUCCUCCUUCAGCUCCACAGCCAGUUCCGCUAUGUCACAGGCAGGAAGUGCUGACAUUACAGCUCUCGAAAUUCCAUUGGGCUGUUCAAUAAGGAAAUGUAUUCUGCCAUGCAAGUGAGGUCCAAAUUCAUUUUGAUCAAAUUAUGAAAUGAAUGUUAAUUGGGAAUGUUCAUCAUGGCUGAUUAUGCUCACCUUUUUAGUGGAGUUUGUUGUGUGUGACCUCAUCAUUGCUGAUGAUGAUCGUAGCGGUAUACCAGAUAUGACCUUUUGAACAGACCGUUUUCAUCCAGAUUUGAUAUGCAGUUCGCAUAUUUUAUAUGCAAGUCACUUAUGUUGUAUAUUUUGGGUAAUUUCCUUUUAGUUGUUACAUUUAUUGUAUAUAUCAUGUGCCCGAAGCUUAUUGUUUGAAAUAAAUUUCUCUCAAAAUGUCACAUCUGA
Messenger RNA from Anguilla rostrata (American eel), 1786 nucleotides. It is a transcript of the gene mrps27, whose product is annotated as mitochondrial ribosomal protein S27. The coding region runs from base 64 to 1317 and encodes 417 amino acids. Gene Ontology annotation, molecular function: protein binding. The transcript is spliced from 11 exons. Gene Ontology annotation, cellular component: mitochondrion. Lineage: Eukaryota; Metazoa; Chordata; Actinopteri; Anguilliformes; Anguillidae. The record is from RefSeq and is a predicted model, not a curated record.